This is a messenger RNA of Bipolaris oryzae ATCC 44560, 792 nucleotides long. RefSeq lists its product as uncharacterized. The transcript has 2 exons. Lineage: Eukaryota; Fungi; Ascomycota; Dothideomycetes; Pleosporales; Pleosporaceae. The record is from RefSeq and is a predicted model, not a curated record. Bases 1 to 792 code for a protein of 263 amino acids.
AUGGCGCCACACCACCCAGCACAUGCAAGCCAAACGACACGCCUACCACCUAAGCGCUUCUUAACCCACAUCCUCCUUUCCGCCAUAGCAAUCAGCAUCCCACACCUCCUGUACCGCCUCCUUAUCCGCAUCCUCCUCUCCUACUUCCCACGAACCCAGCUCUCCACCAUCCAACUCAUCAUCUUCCUCUUAACCUUCAACCUCACAAACAUCCUCGGUCUCGCCUUCCGCCUCCUGUUCCUCGGCCAGGGCACUCGAAACCAGCUACGCAGCGAAUCCUACGGCUCCAUCGUCUCGUCUGUCGUCGCUGCGCUACAUGGCGUUAUUUUGCUGCUUGGCCGGUAUGUGAAUGGUGGGUUUACGGCAAGACAGAGCGCUGCGGUGCAUUUUUGUGCCGUAUUUUGGGUGCUUGAGGAGUGUGAGGGGUUUUGGGCGUACGGGCAGUGGCGAUACGUGAGGCGUGCGGAUGAGGGGCUGCGGUUUGAGUAUUUGCGCGAGCCGGUGGCGUAUCGGGCGGGUGCGGCGGAUUUCUGGUGGUAUGGGGGGUUGGGCAAGGAGUGCUUGGUGGGGUUUGCGGAGUGCGUGGUAUUUCAGGUGGUUUGCGGGGUUGCGGCGUGUGGGAUCAAGAGUGUGGUUAAUCCGGAUCCAGAAUGUGGACUUCUUUGUAGUAUGGUGGGUGGAAUGGUGCUGUUUGGCGGGUAUCCAGCUUCGGUGUGGGAAGCAGUUUUGGGACUGGCGCUGUUGAGGGUUGUGAGGCAGGCUAAUUAUGCGGUGGGGAAUGGUGAGAUGUGA